Molecule: messenger RNA, 2486 nt
Organism: Paramecium sonneborni
Lineage: Eukaryota; Ciliophora; Oligohymenophorea; Peniculida; Parameciidae
Source: the annotation of a GenBank genome assembly
AUAAAUGUUCAAUUAUAGUUAAUAUGAGGAAGAAAUUAAUCAUCCUUAAUAUCGAACAAGAGUUAGAUAUCAGUAAGCAUAGUUACUAAUAAAAGGGAUGCAGGAACUUAACGUAAUCUUAAUGGAUAAUUGGAUGUGACAUGUUUUUUAAUGGCUGUAGAAAUAUAGAGAUUAGUUGCUGAAAACACAGAAAUGAAAAUUACUAUAAAGUAAUAAAGUGAUAGCGGCCUAGAUAGAGUCAAUUAUGAAAUGUAAAUAAGGGAUCUAAUGGAAAAGCUUCAGUAAUUGCAACAGUAUAUAUAUUACAUUUAAGUAAAGGGACAAUUAUUUGAUAGGAAAUGAUAAUGAAAGAUUGAGAAAGCUCGUUAAAGAUCUAGAAGGUUCAUUAUAAAGAUAUGAAACUUAAUUAAAAGAUUACGAUCCUAAUUGGAAAAAAGAAUUAGAAUAAUAGAAAAAACAGCUAGUUUAAUUGUAAAAAAAAAUAGGUGAUGAUGAUGUUGGUAAACUAUAUAAAUAUAUUACAGAUGAUCUAAGGUCUUAAUUAAACAAAUUAAAAAAGAAGUUAGGUGAUUAUGAAAAACAGUUUGGUGGCAAAAGUCCAGAAGAAUUAUAAAGAAUGCUGGAUGAUUUAUAAAGAAAAGCUAAGUAAUUUGAAGAUCUAUAAAAUAAAAUUGGAGGUAUGGAUCCUGAUACUUUAGCAAAAAAACUUAAAGAAUUAGAAAAAUUAUAGAAAUCUUUUGGAGGAAGUCCAGAAGAUUUAUUAAAAGUAAAAUUAAUAAAAAAAAUUUUUUAGGAAUUAGAAAGAUUAAAAAAAAAAGCUAAAGAAGCAGAUGAUCUUAAAAAAGAAUUAGAUAAAUAACAAAGAGAAAAUGAUAAAUAGAAAAAUGAUUUAGGUUUUCUUGAUGAUUUAAAAGUAUAUUAUAUAAAUUUAUGAAUCUUAGAAAAAUGCAUAAGAUUUAUAAAUGGAAAAUGGAUUUUUAAAUUAAUAAUUGAAUGAUUUAAAAAAUAAAUUAAGAGAAGCAGAUCAAUUAAGAAAUGAAUGUGAAUCAUUAAAAGAUUUAUUAAAGAAAAAAGAUUAAGAAAUAGCAAAUCUAAAAAAUUAAUUGGCUGAUUAAUAAAGAUAAAUAUAAGACACAUAGAGAUAAUUAUAAGAUUAAUUAAGAUAAUUAGGAGAUUUGUAAUAAAGAUUUAGAUAGGCAGAAUAAGAUAAAUAAAAGUUAGAAUCAGAAUUGAAUAAUUGUUUAGAUGAAUUAGAUUAAGCAGAUGGAUAAAAAGAUGCUGCAAAUCAAUUAAAAGAUGAAAAUGAUAAACUAAAUCAAGAAGUGGAUUAAUUAAAUGAAGAUAACAAUAAAUUAUAAAAUGAAAAUGAAGAUUUAAAAAAUCGAUUAAAUGAUCUAAUGAGAUAAUUAUAAGAUAAAGAUAAUAAAUUAAAAGAUUUAUAGUAAGAUUUAAAUAAAAAGAAUUCAGAAUUAAAAGAUUUAGGUAACAAAUUAAAGGAAGCUAAUGAUAAAAUUGAAUGGAUUAAAAAUGAAUUUGGAUUAACAGAUGAUGAUUUAGAUCCUAAAAAAAGAAAACUUAAUAGUAGAAAUAUAAAGGAAAACAUUUUAUUCUAAAAUAUAUAACCAUCAAAUUUGUUAUUGAAUUUUCUAUUACAGUCUGCUGAAAUAGAGAGAUUAGGAAUAAUUAUCGAUAAAUAUUAUAGUGAAAAUGAAUCUUUACAAGUUUAAAUAAAGACCUAUAAAUAAAAGAAUGAACAAAUUAGUCAAUAAUUAUAAUAAUAACUAAUAUUGUAAUCUUAAAUGACAUAAGAUAAUGAAAUAGAUAAAUUGAAAGAAUAUUAUGAAAAUAAAAUAGUAAUGUUAACAAUGGAGUUGAGUAGAUUGAGAAAAUAAUAAGCUUCUUCAUCAUAUUAAUCAAUACCUAUUUCUCAUAAAUUAUAGCCUAGACCAGCUAGCUUUAAUUAUGGUGAUACAUAAGUAACAACUUAAAUAACACCUAAAAGAGAGGAGGAUCUAUUGAGUUUAAUUGUUUUGAUGGGAGCAGAAUUAUAAAAUUUGAGGGAUUAAAAUAGUUCAUUACUUUUGCAAUAACAUGAUAAAGAUGUUAUAAAAGGAUUAUUAACAACAAGUGCAUAUGAAGGACAAUCUAAAACUCAAUAAAUAACAUAGGUUAAAGAAUAUUAAAAUAAUUAUGAAAGUUAUUAGUAAAGAGAUUCAAAUUAAUUAUAAUAAAGAACCUCAUAUUAGGAUUUAUAGAAUAAUAAUACCUAAAUAAACAGUUAGUACAGAGUAAGGACAAUGAAUGACUCAAGAUAGAAUGAUGGUUACAAUUAAGAUAAACUCAUCUCUCAGCAAGGUGAUAAUGGUUCACAAAGAUCAUAUCAAUAUUAAGCUUAAAUUCCAUAUAAAUAUGAAUAAGGCUCAUAGCUGAGUGGAAGUGGUUAUUUAAAAGUUGGAAAAUAUGAAUCAUCUAGAUAUGUAAAUUGA